Phoenix dactylifera (date palm) is the source of this 3101-nucleotide messenger RNA. RefSeq lists its product as uncharacterized. The record is from RefSeq and is a predicted model, not a curated record. Lineage: Eukaryota; Viridiplantae; Streptophyta; Magnoliopsida; Arecales; Arecaceae.
AAUACCUGAAAUUCCGAUACAUAUAUCCUCUGUUUUCGAAUUACGUUUUUAGCUGACAGGCAUCACAAUAUGAAACCAAAGUACUAAGACAUCACUUCUGAAAAGGAAAAAAACGACAUUUUCCUGUAUCAGUUUAGAGUUAAUGCAUCUGCUGCUACCUAUUCCCAACCUUGACUUCCUGUUUUUAUGUUUGUGAAAAGAAAAGUUUUCUUAUACUCCAUCCGAACAGUUUCUUCUAGUAUUGUUGCACGCAUAUAUUUUGUCUCUGAGUUAUUGACUUAUAUGGCUUCUUUUGUGAAGUCGGCAAAUGUCGUAUGGCUGAACUUUUAUGCAACUAUGUUGUUGCACGCGUUAUUUGAGGCUUUGUAUGAGGUAAACAAAUGAGUUCUUUAUACCUGUACCUGGUGUUGGACGUUACUCUUUUAACUGGAGGAGGCGGUAUAAUUCUUGGGCAAAAUGCGUCCGUGAACAAGUUUUGAACCCAGAGAGGAUUGAAGUAGGUUUGAUGCUCGUUUAGUGGUCUGAUGCAACCCCAGCCACUGAGUAUCCAUUGAGAUGCAUGAUAGGUUCGGUGCUUUAGCCCUCAUGCGUGCAUGGGAUCCGUAUUCGCUUGUGUUUGGACCAUCAUUGUGGUCAUCUGAAGGCCUGUUAGACUUCAUUACUAACUCUCAUAAGAUAGGGCCAACAGACUGCAGCCUUCUGCCUAAUUAAUGGCUUUCUUGUUAUCUUACUUCCUUUCCCUUACCUUUUAAGUUCAAGGUGCCUGUUUUGUUGACCAACGUAUUAGCUCUAUUCUAUUGGUUCCUUCUACAUGGAAGAGGCGGACGUGCAUGCCAUUUCUUUAGAAGCUCUCGUCUUAGUUUUCAAUCUGAAGGAGAACUUCAGACUAGUUAUUAUGAAGUCUCAGCAAACAAAGAGAAGCUUUAGGUGAAGCCUAGGCUGUAAACAAAGUACAUGCCAUCCAACCUUGCAUAUUUGACGGCUUUGGAAUCCAUAUCUGCAAGUUCUACAAUGCAAUCUUGUUCAAGUAGAAGCAUCUGCUGUUUAAUCUAAAUUCUAGUGCUUAGAUGCUAGAUUUCCACUCAUAUUUACGUUGACAAAGGCGUGCUCCUAGAACCAUGAACCAUAGAAGGUCCCUUAGACCGGAACUUAUUUUCUAACAAGGGAAACAUUGCUAAGUGACUUUGAUUUUUCUGACUGUCAGUCUGUCAACCAUCGCAUUUGAGAUUACUUAGAACUCUGUUUCCUUGAUCCCCUCAUAAGUUUUCCUUCUAGACCUGCCAAGUGUGGUCAGUCAAUGCUUAGAAGGUAGUCUAUACUCAAUAGAUUGGAGGUUGCUUAAUUAUGGUGUCUAAAAGUUUAACAGCAACUUGUUCUUGAUACUGUUGCUGCCCAAGAAAGCCAAGUCAAGCCAAGAAACAAAAUAGUAGGUUGCCUGUUGCGUGACUCCUCUUUCCAUCCUGCUUACUUCACAAUCAAACUCUUAAGCAUCACGUAUUCUUUGUGAUAUUAUGUUGGUACUCCCUUCAUCCUUUUCCCAUCUGCCCUUCCUUUUCCCCUUCAUCUGUAGAAAGAGAAGGAAAAAAAAGAAAAAUCUAAAGAAAAGUACCCCAGCCAUGUAAAGGAUAAGAAGUCCUUCACGAUAGAAGGUAUCAGAUUCCACCGCCCCUAAACCAAGCAUGACCAGUACUCAGAAGCCAAGGUAGGUCUCAAGACAUUGCCAAAGCUUCUCCCUCUCCUUAUACGAAUAGGGUAUUCUUCCAAGCUUAAGGCAUGGGAAGAGAUCUCGGAAGGCUGGAGCAGUCGUUGGCAAGGGACUCGGUGUCUCUCAAGUGGUCCGUCGAAGCCAUGAGCCUUUUGAAGAAGAUGCAGGUCGAACUCCUCGUCUUGUUUAAGAAAUCCAAGCUGCCAAUCUCUUAUGGGGCUGAGGAGGAUUGGUUUGAUCAAUACAUGAAAGAAACUGCAACUCUUCUAGAUUUCUGCAACUCACUGAAGUCCGCGGCCUCUGGAAUCAAUCGGUAUCGCAUGGUAGUAGAACUUGCAAUCCAUAAGCUUGGUGAAGACAAUUCAUCUAAUAUGGUUGAUGUCAACAACAUGGAAUUCGAGAGAUUCAAGAGAGUCCAUGGGAAUCUUUUGGAUGUUGGAGUAAUGAGAGAAACAUUAAGACUAGGCAGUGGAAUCUCAUCAGGAGGCAACCAUAGACAGGCGAAGAGUAUGGCUGUUGUGAUGCUCGCCGCUAAGACGACAAUGAUAGUUUUAUCAUUGCUCCUCGUAUCAGCCAUGGUUUCUCCUGUUUCCAUCGACAUGGGAAAUGGAGCCAUCAGUCAUGAGGUACCUCAGCUGAAGCCAUGCGUGGAGUUGCUCACGCAAUUGGUCGGGCGAUUUCAUGAGAGAACUUCAAGGCCUGGGAGUGGCUCUGGAUUGGCUUUGGUCGAGCAUGAGAUGGUGGAUGAGGUGGUGGGACGUCUGAAAGCCCAGGUGGUGGCAGGAAGGGUUGAGGACAAAGAGAGGUUCUUGGGUGGUGUUGAGCUGCUGAGGACAAGGUCAGCUGGGCUGAGUGAGGAAGUGGAGAGGUUUGAUGCUGCGGUGGAUGAGGUGUUUGAGGAGGUGAUCAGAGGGAGAAAUGAGAUGUUGGGGAUUUUCAGGGAUGGAGCAGUGUCUGGGGGAUGAAUUAAUUCUUGCUGCACCAGCAGAUACUUGCAAAUCUCAAACAUACGAAAAUUUGCAAAUAGUUUUUUAUCUUGUUAGUUUGUUUUGAUGUAAUGUGAUGAUGCUAAAAGUGUUGAAAGCUAAUUCUAGUGGGGUGUAUGAUGUUUAUCCUGAAAAAAAAAAAAGCAGAAAAAGGUUUGGCUCAGUUAUGAAUAUCUAAACAAGCUGGAGCCAUUAUUGUCAAAUUUAUAUUUAUAGGUUUUAUGUUUUAUUCUAAAAAUGAAAAUGUUGUUCAGCAUAAAGAAAGCAAUAUUCCUGCCUGUAAUCUUAUGUUUAAACGAUACAAUCUAAAGUCGCCAUCCUAUUAUGAUCCGAAUGUAUCUAAUGUAAACUCAUGUAGUUACUAUAAACUUAUUUGUCUUCUGUCUUCUAUUGGAAUCUGAAACAAUUGC